AUGAAUGAAGACAUAUAUCACAUCAUAUUAGAGAUUCUCUUUGAGGAUUUUCUUUCACUCGAGUUCAAUUAUAUAGAUUUAAAACUCGUCAGCAAAAAUUUUUCAAAAAUAGUUGAUAAAAUAAUCCAUUCAAAAAUACAAGAAUUUGCAAGUGGAUCUUAUAGAAAAGAUCAUAUUCUUCAUUUGGAAUUUCGUCCUUCAUAUGAUUUUAACAAACAUAAAAUUCGUAAAUAUUAUAAUGAAACAUACAUUUAUAACAAUCUCAUCUGGACCAGACCUGCAUAUAUUCAAGAAGAUAUUAUGGAGUUAAAUGAAAAAAAUGAAAAAAUACCCAUUGUUAGCAAUCGAUAUAUCUUAUUUCAUUCUAAAAUAAUUCAUGAUUUUUACAAUUCAAAAGCUGAAUUGCAAAAAGAGCUAUUAAUGAAAAAUAGAUAUGAUGGUACUUUUCACUGGGUUCCGAGUGGUAAAGAAUACUAUCAAAUAACUAAUGAAAAUUUAAAUUAUAAUAUUUACGAGAGUAAAUAUUACAACUUCAAUAUUCUAAAGCCUGACAUCUAUAACGAAUUGAUAGAUAAAAUUAUCAACAUUGAUUCUCGAGAAAUUGAUGAAAAAUAUAAAUUUCUCUAUUCAUAUAUUCAAAGUCGAAGGGACCUCAAUAGAAUAUACAUUCAAUUAAAGUUAG
Messenger RNA from Acaulospora morrowiae, 682 nucleotides. Lineage: Eukaryota; Fungi; Glomeromycota; Glomeromycetes; Diversisporales; Acaulosporaceae. The record is from the annotation of a GenBank genome assembly.